AUGGAGCAUAUGGGAGCCAUUUCUGAGGGAGAACUGAGCUCUCUUAGUGUAAUGUAUGCUGCUGAGGAGGCUGGAUUUAUGUCUCAGCCACCUAACAACUCUGUAAAAGUUCCAUCAACUUUUUGGCCUUGCCAUGAUUCAACCAUGAACAUGGCAGGGCUUGGUGAAGGCUCAUACCAUUCUUCAGAUCUCUCCAAUUCUAAUCUUUACCCUUCUUUACAUUUUAGAGUUGGUAGUUUGAGCCAACAAAGCUACUACAUGAGUGACUCCAUGUCCAUGGAUUUAUGUAUGGCAGAUGUCAAAAACAGCAGCUCGUUUUUCGUUGAAGGAAACCAAGAAAUGAGUGAUGGGAAUGCAGAAGAGUCUGCUGGAUUUGGAUACAUGCCUGAAGCUGUUUUUGCUGACAAGGAUUCAGUCCUUAUAAAGGGAUCUGAGAUAUCAGGAUUCAAUUCAAUCUCGGAAGACAAAUGCAACAACAACCGAUCUAAGAAACCUAAGAAACGAUCUCGGAGUUCAGAAGAUGUCCAAAAGAACAUAAGAAUGCAGCAAUCAAUGGUGAAUCAUAAGCUCGCUUCAACUAGCAACAACGAAGACGAUUGUAAUGCUGAUCUUAAUGGGCAAAGCUCAAGCAGUUGCUCUUCAGAGGAUGACUCCAUUAAUGCUUCUCAGAAGCUGAAUGGAAAAGCAAGAGCCGGGAGGGAAUUAGCAACUGGUCCUCAGAGCCUUUAUGCAAGGAAAAGAAGGGAGAGAAUAAACGAAAGGAUGAGAAUCCUGCAGACCCUUGUCCCUAAUGGAACAAAGGUUGAUAUUAGCACAAUGCUUGAGGAAGCUGUCCAUUAUGUGAAGUUUUUACAGCUCCAGAUCAAGCUCUUAAUCUCUGAUGAUCUAUGGAUGUAUGCUCCCAUCGCUUACAAUGGAUUGGACAUUGGGCUUGAUCUGAAAAUUACCCCCUCUGGGAAAAUUGUAGAAGAUUGA
Molecule: messenger RNA, 975 nt
Organism: Corylus avellana
Lineage: Eukaryota; Viridiplantae; Streptophyta; Magnoliopsida; Fagales; Betulaceae
Biological process (GO): regulation of transcription by RNA polymerase II
Cellular component (GO): nucleus
Molecular function (GO): RNA polymerase II cis-regulatory region sequence-specific DNA binding; protein dimerization activity; DNA-binding transcription factor activity, RNA polymerase II-specific
Source: RefSeq, a predicted model, not a curated record